GGAAGUAUCAUUCAUUAGUGUUUUUUGGGAAGUGAUCACUACUUAAUAAGAAUGUUUAGCAAAAUAGUGUUUUUAAGUUGGGCGGCAGCUUGCGUCUUUGCGGCCCCGCCUGUCGAUGUUGUUCCUCUCGAAAAACAACAACCCACGGUUAUUCCCAUAGUUUCACAAUCGGAUGAAUUGGACGCUAAUGGAACAUACAAGUUCAGCUAUGAAACCGGUAACGGCAUCAAACGCGAAGAGACCGCCUACGAGAAAGUUCUGCCGAAACUUGAAGGGCGGUCCGCGAGCAGCAACGAGGGCGGUGAGAGCGAUGAAAGCAAUGAGAUUCACGUCCAAAGAGGCUCCUACUCAUACACUGCUCCUGAUGGAACUGUCAUCACUGUGACGUAUAUAGCUGAUGAAAAUGGCUUCCAACCCAUUGGCGAUCACAUACCAAGAGUACCAGGAAUUUCUUCAGUAUCAUCCCAUUCAGCGGAAAAGUCUGGUCGUGCACUAAAGAGCGAUAGUGCAGAAUCUGCUUCUGUACUAAAAAUAUCAAAGUUAGAAGCUACACCUGCUAUUGUUUCUCAAUCAGCACUAUCAGAAAGCAAGACCGUUGAAUCGUCACCAAAACCUAAUGAACAGCUAUCUGAGACAAAAGCAAAUACUGAAUCUGCACCUGCCAGCCCUUCUUCUAUCGCAGAGACAACCAAGGCAGCACCUGUUGAGUUGAGCGAUGCAUCCGUUGCUACUUCUGCAAGUGAAAUCUUAUCUACACCUGCUUCAGAAAAUGCGGAGGCAUCUUCAGUAGGUCCUACCGAAGAAAUAGCAAAUUCAACGCCCAGUGAGGAAUCUUCCACUAUACCUGCUUCUUCAACAGUACCUGAAGCUGUAACACAAGAAAAUGAUGUUACUACUACUUCUCUACCACAAAAAGAUUUGGAAUCGUCAGUAUCCACCUCCAUACCUGAACAGGAAUCUACAACCGCAGCUGUAGAUGAACAGCCAAGUUCAACAGUCGCUUCAGAAGCAGAACCUACUUCAACCAUUGCCGCAAAUACUGAACAACCAGCAUCAACAGAAUCAAACGAACAAAAUGUUUCAACUGAAGGUCAACAACAAUCGACCGAAAAUGAACAAUUGACCACUGGUCCGACUACAGUACCUGAAGAAAUUACCUCAACGACUAUUUCUGCAUAAAUAAAUGAUUAAUAUUGUAAAAAAAUUCGCGAGCACUAUUUUUUGUAAAAUUAUCUUGUGAUUUACUUCUAUGAAGCGUGAAUCACUUUGGUACGGGUGUUAUUAUUACAUACGCAUUGAGUAAAAGUUUAAUAAAAAUGUGAUAUCACGUCACGAUUCUGUGAUGUUGACACGAUAAAGGUUUAGUCAUUAAGUUAUAUAAAUGUAAUUGAACUUGUUAAUCACGAAGUAUCUCUAUAUUAAAUUAUAUUUGGUUUGUUUA
Messenger RNA from Colias croceus (clouded yellow), 1441 nucleotides. Its product is annotated as cell wall protein RBR3-like. Lineage: Eukaryota; Metazoa; Arthropoda; Insecta; Lepidoptera; Pieridae. Gene Ontology annotation, cellular component: chitin-based extracellular matrix. The transcript is spliced from 3 exons. The record is from RefSeq and is a predicted model, not a curated record. The coding region runs from base 52 to 1179 and encodes 375 amino acids. Gene Ontology annotation, molecular function: structural constituent of chitin-based larval cuticle.